AUGUGGUCGGAGUCGGUGAGAUAUACGGUAGCGUUAGUCUUUGCGGUGGUGGACGUAUCCACUGCAGAAGAAAGCAUAGUCAACAUGGAGGAGUUUAAAAUGUUGUGCGGAUUUGUUAGGUUGACAGAGCGAAUAAAUGAGCUAUUGGGAAAAAUGGAAGGAACAUCAGGGCCGAAUAUGGACCCUCUGAAAAAGAAGGUCAAUGAAAUUUUGUUUGGAACGGGAAUAAGUGAUGUAAGUAAAUUGACAUGGAAUCUGUACAGAGAUCUGGAUUGUGGACGGGGUAAUGGCCUUGCAGCCGCCCCGGCUGGAAAGUCACUUGUGAAAGAUCUUGUUUGCCUAUGUGAUGGAAACGACCAAAAGUCAACGAUUAAGAUUAUUUGCUACGCGGGAAACGUCAAGCAAACUGGCUCUGCAAGGUGGAGAAACGGAGAAGGCCAUGAAAAAUUGUGGAAAACUAUGCAAAGUAAAUGCGAUACAGGGUUAAGGGAAGGCAUGCCAACGGUGGCUGAAUUUCAAGAGAAGAAAAAGCAACUCAAGGAGCGUGUAAGGAGGUAUACGGACACAAGUGGACGGGAACACCACUAUAUCUUUGGGGGAGGUAAAGAUAGAGGACUACAUACUUGCAACGGGGCCGCGACAGAGAGUGACGGAAUUUGUGUGAUGUAUCCAAGGGGAACUGAUGAAGACAAUGCAAGCGGUAUUGAAUGGCUCAGUAAGCUGGAAACCCUGAGGAGCGAAGUUGCGACAGUUGAAGAACGAGCAUAUAGCAAUGCACAUCCACAAACUAAAGAAACUAGCAAAAAGGAAAAAUCAGAUAGGUCGACACCGAGCAAAACUGAAGGUCCACACACAACUGCCAGAACAGACGGAUCAACACAAAAUGAAAGGCCAAACGCGCAAAGAAAUACCACAGCUACAACCAGCGACAUGACCAACAAUACUAAAAGACCACCCGAAGAGCAGAGGAGUUGCACCAUAGUCGCUUCCAGGCCCGUAACGCUAUUUUUGCUGUCAUUUAUAUAA
Trypanosoma brucei brucei TREU927 is the source of this 1026-nucleotide messenger RNA. RefSeq names its product variant surface glycoprotein (VSG)-related, putative (gene Tb927.5.130). The record is from RefSeq and is a predicted model, not a curated record. The transcript has a single exon. Bases 1 to 1026 code for a protein of 341 amino acids. NCBI's taxonomy places the organism in Eukaryota, Euglenozoa, Kinetoplastea, Trypanosomatida, Trypanosomatidae.